Pelagomonas calceolata is the source of this 727-nucleotide messenger RNA. NCBI's taxonomy places the organism in Eukaryota, Pelagophyceae, Pelagomonadales, Pelagomonadaceae. The record is from the annotation of a GenBank genome assembly.
AUGAGCCUCAACACCAACAAGAACUCCUACGGCGCUACGGACCUCGAGGCCGGAACGACGGGCUCUCACAUCAAGGACGCGGCCGGCGUCGGCACGUCGAGGCCUGCGCAGAAUCAAUUUCACGCCAUCGACGCGACAAAAGUCCUCACACAGGCCGCGCCGCUUCGCCGUCAUUGCCACGGUCGGCGUAUUCGGCCUGCUGGGCUUCGUAGCGGCCAUGUCGAGUUCGCGCUCGUCCGCGACGGCGUCGCAGCCGUCGCUCUAUAACAAGUGGGCUGAGCAGGGCAUUGCCGCCGGAAAUUAUGGCCGGCAGAUGGGCCAAAAGUACGGCCAGAUUGGCCAGCAGAUGGGCCAGCAGUACGGUCAGAUGGGCCGCGACAUGGGUCAGGUGGGCUACGACAUGGGCAUGGGGUAUGCGCAGAUGGGCCAGGCGAUCGGGCAACACUACCGCGACGAGUACUCGGGCGGCGGCGGCCACGGCCACGGCGGCAACACCGUGAGCUCCGGCGACACCGUGAUCAACAACGGCAAGUACCAGAAGAAGUGCAAGGUCAACGGGGGAAAUUACCAAGACUCCGUGUCGUGGCAAGCGACGGUCAACGGCGAGAUCAUCAAGAGCUACUGCCCCUGGGUCUGGCAGAACGCGAACCGCAAAAAGCACUGCAAGCAGAUGCAGAACAAUGUGCUCGUCAGCACCGCGUGCCCGUGCGCCUGCGCCGGCUACUAG